Messenger RNA from Cornus florida, 1214 nucleotides. Its product is annotated as large ribosomal subunit protein uL18. Bases 99 to 1010 code for a protein of 303 amino acids. Gene Ontology annotation, biological process: translation; ribosomal large subunit assembly. Lineage: Eukaryota; Viridiplantae; Streptophyta; Magnoliopsida; Cornales; Cornaceae. The transcript has 9 exons. Gene Ontology annotation, molecular function: 5S rRNA binding; structural constituent of ribosome. Gene Ontology annotation, cellular component: ribosome; cytosolic large ribosomal subunit. The record is from RefSeq and is a predicted model, not a curated record.
GGUUCUGCCGCUAUUUAUAUACAUUCAGUGGUUUUCAUUCGCCUCUCUUCCAUUGGAAAGACGCAUCAACCUCCAAAGUCUCCGCACGCAUAGCUGCAAUGGUGUUUGUCAAAGCACAAAAGUCGAGGGCCUACUUUAAGCGGUUUCAGGUUAAGUUCAAGAGAAGGAGAGAGGGGAAGACAGACUAUCGGGCAAGGAUUCGUUUGAUUAAUCAGGACAAGAACAAAUAUAACACUCCAAAGUAUCGUUUUGUUGUGCGAUUUACUAACAAGGAUAUUACCGCACAAAUAAUAUCUGCUACUAUUGCUGGUGAUAUGGUUCUUGCCGCAGCAUAUGCCCAUGAGCUACCUCAUUAUGGACUUGAAGUAGGUCUUACAAAUUAUGCUGCAGCAUACUGUACUGGACUUCUCUUGGCACGACGCGUCUUGAAAAUGCUUGAGAUGGAUGAUGAGUAUCAAGGCAAUGUGGAGGCAACUGGAGAGGAUUUCUCAGUUGAACCAGCAGAGAGCAGGAGGCCAUUCCGUGCUCUCCUUGAUGUUGGCCUCAUUAGAACAACAACUGGAAACCGUGUUUUUGGUGCUCUUAAGGGAGCAUUGGAUGGUGGUUUGGAUAUUCCUCACAGUGACAAGAGGUUCGCUGGUUUUUCGAAGGAUUCCAAACAACUUGAUGCUGAGGUUCAUCGGAAGUAUGUUUAUGGGGGCCAUGUUGCUGCAUAUAUGAGUACUUUGAUGGAAGAUGAGCCAGAAAAGUAUCAGUCUCACUUCAGUGAGUACAUCAAGAGAGGAAUUGAGGUAGAUGGCAUUGAGGAGCUUUACAAGAAAGUUCAUGCUGCCAUCCGUGCAGAUCCCACUCCAAAGAAAACUAAGAAACCUGCACCUAAGGAGCACAAGAGGUACAACUUGAAAAAGCUUACAUACGAGGAAAGGAAGGCCAAGCUGAUAGAGCGCUUGAAUGCUUUGAACUCGGCGGCUGGAGCUGAUGACGACGAUGAUGAUGAAGAUGACGAGUGAAGAGAGUAGCGGCGGCGUCUGAGGAAUUAAAAUGAUAUUUGUUGGUCUUCAGCAAACUUUCUGGCCUGCAGUUAAAAUUAGAACCUGUUUGUUAUUUUGGACCUCUGUUUUGUCUUUUGGCCAUUUUUGCAACUUGGAGUGUGUUCCUUUUUUCUAUUUAGAAUUUGGAUAUUUAAAUGGUAUGAAAUGCAGUUUCAUUUUUGA